Molecule: messenger RNA, 582 nt
Organism: Letharia columbiana
Lineage: Eukaryota; Fungi; Ascomycota; Lecanoromycetes; Lecanorales; Parmeliaceae
Exons: 2
Coding region: 1-582 (193 amino acids)
Source: RefSeq, a predicted model, not a curated record
AUGCUUACAGAAAUCAGGACGAAGCUCGCAGGAUACGACGACCUUGUCUUCCGGCUUCGAAAGAAAAACGCAAUGAAGAGGCCAACAAGGGCGAACGAGGACAAAGUGUUUACUCGUGCUUGCAAAAGCGUUACAUUUACGGAGGCCCAAUGGACUUUUCGAAGGGACGACCUCGUUGCUCUUGCAGACGAUGCUGCUGAACAGAGCUGGUUCAAUUUCAUGAUGGCCUAUCCAAAGGAUUUCGCCCCACGACUGUUCAAUGGCGUCUUCCAAUCUCGCGAGCGGCGCAUCAAGACCGGCCCUAAUCCCGACAUCUUCAUCUACUCACCAGUUCGAAUGGACGCCUUCUAUCGCGCAACUCUCACAGUGAUUGGCACCGGCAUCGUCCUUGGGCCCAUUUCCGUUCCGAAGUUGCUCAGUCGGAACCCUAUGCUAACAAUCUAUGCGUCUACACAGGGUUUCUCAAUGUUCUGUGCGGUCUUCACUAAGACCAAGAGAGACCAGGUGUUUGCAGCAACGGGUGGGUACUGUGCCCUACAAGUGAUGGCUAUGUUGCUUGGUCCCCUCAUGAAAUGGAUCUGA